Cydia amplana is the source of this 2162-nucleotide messenger RNA. It is a transcript of the gene emp, whose product is annotated as scavenger receptor class B member 1. Bases 89 to 1636 code for a protein of 515 amino acids. NCBI's taxonomy places the organism in Eukaryota, Metazoa, Arthropoda, Insecta, Lepidoptera, Tortricidae. Gene Ontology annotation, cellular component: membrane; cytoplasm; lysosome. The record is from RefSeq and is a predicted model, not a curated record. The transcript has 11 exons. Gene Ontology annotation, molecular function: scavenger receptor activity.
GCCCGCAGUCGCCGUCCCGCCGCCGACGCGUGCGCACCUCGCAGUCCGUGUGUGUGUGUGAUGUACUAGUGUUGUAGUGUGUGACAACAUGCAGGGCCGGGAUAAGUUGUGUGCCAAGCUCACGAGCGCCUUUCUUAGGAAGUGGUGGUUCGUGCUCGCGUCAGCAAUAGUGCUGCUGCUGGCCGGCAUCAUCUGCGCCAUAUUCUUCGGCACCUGGGUCCGGCUGUUCAUAGACCAUGAGUUGGUCCUCCGGCCGGGCUCCAUGACGUUCGAGUGGUGGGCGAGGCCCCCCGUGCGGCCCUUCGUCAAAGUCUACGUCUACAACGUGACCAACGCGGACGAGUUCCUCAACAACGGCAGCAAGCCCGUGCUGGACGAAUUGGGACCUUAUAUAUACUCACAAGAAUGGGAGAAAGUGAACAUCACCGACAACGAGAAUGGAACCCUGUCGUUCCACUACAAGAGGACGUACACGUACCGACCAGACCUCAGCGGGCGGUCGGACGACGACGCUGUAGUCGUGCCCAAUAUACCUAUGCUGAGCGCCACAUCGCAGUCGAAGCACGCCGCGCGCUUCCUCCGGCUUGCCAUGGCGUCCAUCAUGGACAUCCUGAAGAUCAAGCCGUUCGUGGAGGUGUCGGUGGGGCAGCUGCUCUGGGGCUACGAGGACCCGCUCCUCAAACUGGCCAAGGACGUGGUGCCGAAGGAACAGAAACUGCCGUAUGAGGAGUUCGGCUUGUUCUAUGGGAAAAACGGCACCUCCUCCGACGUGGUCACCAUGUUCUCCGGUUACGAAGACAUGAAGACUUACGGCAUCUUCGAGCGCUACAACUCGCGCGACAAGCUGCCUCACUGGACGACAGACCAGUGCAACAGCAUAGCCGGCUCUGAUGGGUCCAUCUUCCCGCCUCACAUCACGAGGAACGACACGCUGAAGGUGUAUGAUAAGGAUCUAUGUCGGCUGCUGCCUCUAGAAUACCUCCGCGACGUGGAGUCGGCCGCUGGCGUCCCAGGUUACCGCUUCACCCCGCCCCUCGACGUGUUCGCCGCUGAUGCCCACAACCGGUGUUUCUGUCCCGCUGGACCGCCGUGCGCGCCCUCUGGCUUGUUCAACGUGUCUCUGUGCCAAUAUGAUUCCCCGAUCAUGCUGUCGUUCCCGCACUUCUACCUGGCGGACGAGAGCCUCCGCGAGGCCGUCGAGGGCAUCUCGCCGCCCGAAGCGGAGAAGCAUAGGCUCUACAUCGAUGUGCAGCCUGAGAUGGGCAUAGCGAUGAGCGCCCGCGCCCGCAUCCAGAUCAACCUGGCCGUGUCGCAGGUCGUCGAUAUCAAGCAGGUCGCCAACUUCCCCGACAUCGUGUUCCCCAUCCUGUGGUUCGAGGAGGGUAUCGACGAGCUGCCCGAGCAAGUGUCGUCGCUGCUCCGACUGGCCACGAAGGCGCCGCCGAUCGCUCGCGCCGCGCUGGGCUGGGGGCUGUCCGCGCUCGGAGUGCUACUGUUGCUACUCGCCGUCACCUGCCUCAUACGAUCAUCUCACCGCCAAAGCACGCUACGGCUGGAAGGUCACGCCGUGGCCAAACCCCCGCCCGCCAAAGUGCCCAGCAAAGACAACGGGUACGAACUCAACAACCGAAGAUAACUCCCGCGCCGCUAGACAAUCACUCGAGACGGUCAGAGAUGGCGCUAAUGCGCGGCAGUAGUGUCGGGUAUACUGUAAUAGAUGGCGCCACUGUCUAUCAAAAAUAUUCUAAAACUUGUACUACGAAAAUUGAAGAUUGAAGUUCGUUUAUCUGUAUCACUGUUGCUCUUGCACUAAUCGAGUCCAAGUGAAUGAGAUGGCGAUAUAUGAAAUUAGAUCUUCAGAUCUCGUGGUAAUGCUUCUGAAACUUAAAUCAAACAGGUAAGUUAGGAAUGAGUCUUCAAAGAUUUUUAUUUUGAUCGUUACCUUAACAUGGCUCAGUGCCGCCACCUAUUUCAAAGUUAUUUUUUCUAAUAGGAAAAGAACUGAAUCUCAUACGUAUCUUUAAGAGACAUUGGACGUCUCGAGUGUAAAAUAGAUUUAUUAAAUCCCAAAACAAAUUAAACAUCAGAAACAGUCUGGAUAAAUUAUUUAAAACGUUGACAAGAAUAUUUAAGCUCGCAGGAACGAUUGGAAGGAAUUAUUU